AUGCCUUACCAGCAGAAUCACUCGUGCCUGCACGAGUGUGUAGUGGCAUGUCACAAGUUUGUCGAAGUCAAUGCCCUGGGUCUAACAGUAGCUGCCCUUAGCAGCUAUGAUUCCAACAUGAGAGCAGCCGCAUAUUUUGUCCUGGCUUCCUUUCGUUCUCAUCUGGAAGGAGCUCGCUUUCGAGAGAAGAAUCAGUUGCUGUAUCUCUUGGAUGCUGUGCAAAAUGGAAUCAGGCAGCCAAACCUCAGAUUUACCUUCUCUUUGACCCUCUACAUUGCUCGUGUGGCACAGCAGAUUCUGAAGCCAGAGGAGCACAUGUAUAUAAAGGUAAACAGAUUCCUACUGUCACACCAGUACUUGGACCUGAGGAAAGUACCAGGGUUUUUCCAGCUUUUCUACAGUUUUGAUUUCGAGUAUAAAACAGAACGUGAGUGGAUUCUCAGAUUUCUUGGAGAAGGGCUGCGUGAUAAAUACUGCUACGAACUUUAUGACUACCAGAGGAUUUUCCAGGUCAUUCUUUCCUUUUUCAACAGUCCUUUGUGUGAUGAGGGCUCCCAGAGUUGUAUUCUGGAGAUAUUACAAAAUGCUGCUCACGUCACCAGAGCUGCCUAUGAGCUGAUACAAGAUCACAGCCUCCUAACCUGGAUACUGCAUAUCUUAGAGAAAAGGUUUCUGGAAAACAAGCUGUUGAAUAAAAUUAUUUCUUUACUACAUACUCUGUGGCUAACAAAUUUGGGAGGCAAGAGAGAAAGCAAGAAUCAAUCCCAGGAGAACAGGAAGUUUCUUCCUAUUCAGCUUGUAAAUGAAUUUCUGUAUGUUUUGAUCACAUUAAUCAAACACAUUCGGACUAAUUUAGAUCUAGCCAAACUGACUCAGUUUUUCAGUACACUCCAUUCUGUGCUGGAAUAUCGUGCUAUAGUGGUUGAGGCCUUCAAAGAAAUGAGACGGUUCACUGUGAAUGAUGGCGUUCUCUCAAACAAAGAGAUCCUGCUGCUGCUGCAUAAGUGGAGCAUCAUCGAAAAAGACCUGCAACUGCAAGAGGAUGUGCAGACUCUUGCUCAGAAAUACCAAAUCAAAGAAUUGCUUAUUAAGGAAAAGAACAAAUCUCAAGCCUCAUCUCAUGCGUAUCAUCGCAUUCGGAAAAAGCAUGAGGUAGAAAGAGAAGACGACACUGCUGCAGACCUGAAAGUCUCCGAGCUGGAGAAAUGCAGAGGUCAUCUCAAUGCCAUAUUUGCCCAUUGGGAGCCUGUUUUCCCAGCACCGCCUACCAGACACCAAGGGGAGCCCCUCAAAUCCACUGACCUUGCGGAUGAAACAGUCAGUCUAACCUGUGCGUCCGCUUACGUAGUAACUCAAUGGCUCAUAAAGUCCAUGGUUGAACACAGCCUCAAUACGCAAAAUGUUUCGUUAACUCUACGGUGGCUACAGAAUUGCAUCUUGCCACACCCAGUGGCAGUGCAGGAGGUGCUCAGGGAUGAGACAUUGAGAAACAACAUCUUCAAGUUUUACACGCAGAUCUGUGAGGCCAGCAGUGGGACAGCAGAACUCUUUAAAGAGCUCUGUUCGUUCAGUUCAAUCAUGCUUCGCCUAAUGGAUGCUCAGGGCCUGACCAACAACAGCUGUCAUGAACUUGUGAAAACAUUGUGCCUGUCGGCAAUGACGGAAGAGGAUGCAAACAAGAAAGCUGUUUGUGUAUUCCUGACUUCUGUUUACAUUGGGGACAUAUGGCUUGGAGCACAGGAGCCAGAUAUGUUAAUAACCCAUGUCAAAUUGAUCUGCAGUAGUACAGAUGAUAAAUUAAAUGAUGACUUGGAAACUCAUAAACAAGGAGAAGAAACUAUUAUGCCUCUUUGCAAAACCCUUCACUUGGCUGCAUUGGGGCAUUAA
This is a messenger RNA of Cariama cristata (Red-legged seriema), 1887 nucleotides long. Its product is annotated as nucleolar pre-ribosomal-associated protein 1-like. Gene Ontology annotation, biological process: maturation of 5.8S rRNA from tricistronic rRNA transcript (SSU-rRNA, 5.8S rRNA, LSU-rRNA); maturation of LSU-rRNA from tricistronic rRNA transcript (SSU-rRNA, 5.8S rRNA, LSU-rRNA). The transcript is spliced from 10 exons. The record is from RefSeq and is a predicted model, not a curated record. Gene Ontology annotation, cellular component: nucleolus. The coding region runs from base 1 to 1887 and encodes 628 amino acids. NCBI's taxonomy places the organism in Eukaryota, Metazoa, Chordata, Aves, Cariamiformes, Cariamidae.